Molecule: messenger RNA, 1354 nt
Organism: Lolium rigidum
Lineage: Eukaryota; Viridiplantae; Streptophyta; Magnoliopsida; Poales; Poaceae
Product: stomatin-like protein 2, mitochondrial
Exons: 8
Coding region: 1-1140 (379 amino acids)
Cellular component (GO): membrane
Source: RefSeq, a predicted model, not a curated record
AUGGCGAUGGCGAUGUCGGCGGCGACCCGGACGAUGCUGCACGCGCGGCGCUCCGCCGCAGGCCUCCUCCGCCCCCGCCCCAACCCAGCUCCUCUGCAGCUGCUCCUGCUUCAGGGGCAAGGGUCUAGAUCCGCCUCCACCUCCUCCUCCGCCGGCGCCGCCGCCGCCAGCUACAAUUCUCGCGACGACCCAUCUCGGUACGACCCGUCCAACACCCCGGUAAACCUGGGGCUGAGCAUCGUGCCGGAGAAGAAGGCGUUCGUGGUGGAGCGGUUCGGCAAGUACCUCAAGACGCUCUCCUCCGGGAUCCACCUGCUGGUGCCCGGCGUCGACCGCAUCGCCUACGUGCACUCGCUCAAGGAGGAGACCAUCCCCAUCCCAGAGCAGUCCGCCAUCACCAAGGACAACGUCUCCAUCCAGAUCGGAGGCGUGCUCUAUGUCAAGAUCGUGGAGCCUUACCUGGCCUCCUACGGCGUGGAGAACCCGGUCUUCGCAGUGAUCCAGCUCGCGCAGACCACCAUGAGGAGCGAGCUGGGCAAGAUUACCCUAGACAAGACCUUUGAGGAGAGGGACACGCUCAACUGCAACAUUGUCAAGGCCAUCAACGAGGCGGCCACCGACUGGGGGUUGAAGUGCCUUCGCUAUGAGAUCAGGGACAUAUCUCCUCCACUUGGAGUUAAGAAAGCCAUGGAGAUGCAGGCCGAGGCGGAACGCAAGAAGCGCGCCCAAAUCCUCGAGUCUGAAGGUGCUAUGAUAAAUGAGGCGAAUCGAGCAAAGGGUGCUGCCGAAUCGAUUCUUUCCAAGGCAGAAGCCACCGCUAGAGGAAUCAAGAUGGUUUCAGAGUCAUUCAAAACUGAAGGCGCUGUUGAGGCUGCCAGCCUGAGGAUCGCGGAGCAGUACAUCCAGGCAUUUUCUCUCUUGGCCAAAAACACGAACACAAUGCUGCUCCCGAGCGACGCGGGCAACCCAGGGUCGAUGAUCGCCCAGGCCCUCCAGAUAUUCAAGCACACGAACCAGUCCAACCUGGCUACGCGGGGGAAGCAGCAUCUCGCGGUGGAGAGUGCGGGCGCCGACCUGGCUUCUGGGAUGCUCGGCGACAUCCUGUCCGGUGACAAGGUUCCGCAGCCCAGCCAGAAGUAGAGAGCAGAUGCAGGCUCGGUUGAGUGGAUGCUUAGAUGAGGUUGAGUAGUUAGGGUUUAGGGUUCUGCUGUUAAUUGUCUAUAUUAUUACUCGUGCUUUUUGUCGAGGACACGAUAGGAUGUUAGAUGGGAGGAGGUAUUCAGUCAUGUUUUGCAACGAUUCGUGGAUUGCCACGUCUCAUUGAUCAUUGUUGCUAGCUCUGAACUUGUGCGAA